GCAACAUCCGGGUACUGCCACACAAUGCAAUAUAGUAGGAAUUGGCUCGUGAACCUAAACGACGAAACCGAAGCAACAUCCGGACACCAAGCGGGACCGGACGGGAAAGAGAAUAUGGAGAGACAAACAGGAUCCCUUUCAUGAAGGAUGUAUCUGCUGCUCCUCCUUUCCAUCCUGCAGCAUCUCCUGUUAGAAACCUGCUCCUGCCCAUCUCUGUGUGCCUGCGCGUAUGGAAACUCGGGAACAUCCCAACUCAGGGCGGUGCAAUGCAGUGACCCCAGAAUCGCGGCUGUUCCCCUCAACGUCCCAGCUGACACGGUCAAACUACGUCUGGAGAAGACCCUGAUCACCAAGGUGCCCCGGGCAGCCUUCUACAACCUGUCAGAGCUGCUCUUCCUGUGGCUUACCUACAACUCGAUCGCAAGCAUCCAUCCCAGCAGCUUUGUGAACCUGAAAGCCCUGAGGGAGUUGCGUUUGGAUGGGAAUCUGCUCACGGCAUUCCCUUGGGAGGGACUUCGGGACAUGCCCCGCCUUCACACGCUGGGUCUUCACAACAACCGACUAUCCAGCCUUCCUUCUCACGCGGCGGUCUUUCUCCCCAACAUCACCUACCUGGACCUGUCCAGCAACAGGUUGACCAUAUUAUCCGCGGAACUGCUGGAUCUUUGGUUCCCUCUUCCGGGUCAAAGGGGAGGGUCAGUACAGAGAAGAAUUUUGGGUCUCCAUGACAACCCAUGGCUGUGCGACUGCCAGAUCUCCUUGGUGGUCUCGUUGUCGCUGUCCAUUGGGAGUCCUGUGGUUCUCAUGGACCAGCUGGUCACAUGCAGCCUGCCUCUGGGUCAGUCGGGAACGCUGCUGACCAAGGUGGAGCUGCCUCGCUGCAUGAGACCGUCCAUCCAGCCUGCAGCCACCAAAGUCAUAUCUCCGCUGGGCAGCAACGUCAUCCUACGUUGUGAUGCCACUGGAUACCCAACCCCGACUUUGACCUGGGUCAAGACUUCAACCUAUGUUGAUUGUUGCCAUCGGGACAUCGUCGGGGACGAUGAACAGCUACCCAGGAAUCUGAAGAGUUGCAUGCAGGGAUCUCCUCGAGUUGGAGUUCGCUGGUCAAUAAUCAGCUUGGAUGCCUUAUCGUACAAGGAUGCUGGUGAAUAUCGUUGCCAAGCUCGGAACAUGGCAGGAAUAGCCGAAGCCCCCAUUAAGCUAAAGGUGGUGGGUGUCACGCGACUCUCCCGGCUGCCUAAGAAGAAGUCCCAAAAGACGCCACCCAAGUCAUCAUCCAACAACAAAAAACCCAACAGGACCCCGAAUGCUUCGCCCACUCUGUCAUUGAAGGAUAACCAGAUACCACAAAUGAUUACUGCCCCCGUUCCAAAAAACACCACAAAGACAGCUUCUAGUUUUGUUGAGAAACGUCUCAACAUGAACUCAAAAGGCCCGAAGAAAGGGACAAAAAAACCUGUCAAGACAAUACUUGAGCUAUCUGGAAACACAACGCAACGUAUUCCGACUGCGAAAACCAGAGUGUGACACAUUUGUAGAUUGGAAAUUGUCGGUCGUUCAGGACAGGGCAAAGGUUGGAUCUCGGCAGCUGGACUUUUUAUAUGUCAAUUGUUAAAAUGCCUCAGUAAUCCAGAGAGAGGAUAGAGAGGAGGAAUUCCCUGAUGGAUACACAUCAGCUGUCAUCCUCUUGCUAACUGCUAGCCUCUCUGCCUGGAACAAUGUCUUAUACUUGGGCCUGUCGUGAUCACACAUGCUGGACGAUAAUUGUUCUACGAAUUAUUGGUGAUAAAUAAUAUUAUUGUCAACAUUAUUUUCAGACCCAAUCACAAUAUUUCAGAUUUUGCUGACAAAAAAUAGAAAUAACUCAGUUCACACACCCGUCCUUCAUUGGCUUUUACCAACGUUGUGUGUAGUUUUUGUCGGAGUUUGGUCAAAGUACAUGUUUUGGAUGAAGUACAUGCUGAAGUUAAUUUCCACCAUGUUGUAUUUAUUUCCUUGUCUUUGUCGCAAACCUUUCGGGGCACAAAAAGACAAUGCGCAAACGUGCGGAAAUUGACGUCAAAUCGUUUUUAUACGCAACAGCCACAAAAAAAGUUUUUCAUCGUGUAGCACACACACAACAUACACAGCUAGCACAUGGUGCAUAAGAAAAUGUACGAAAAUGUACACGAAUGUACACAAAUGUACACGAAUGUACACAAAUGUACACAAAUGUACACAAAUGUACAAAAACGUACAAAACGUACAUAAUGUACAAAAACGUACAAAACGUACAAAAAAGGAACAAAAACGUACAAAACAUACAAAACGUACAAAAAUGUACAAAACGUACAAAAAUGUACAAAACGUACAAAAAAGGAACAAAAACGUACAAAACGUUUUGUACAAAAAUGUACAAAACAUACAAAAACGUACAAAACGUACAAAACAUACAAAAAUGUACAAAAACGUACAAAAACGUACAAAAACGUACAAAAACGUACAGCUAGCCUCUCUACCUGGAACAAUGUCUUAUACUUGGGCCUGUCAUGAUCACACAUGCUGGACGAUAAUUAUUCUACAAAUUAUUGGUGAUAAUUAAUAUUAUUGUCAACAUUUUCAGACCCAAUCACAAUAUUUCAGAUUUUGCUGACAAAAAAUAGAAAUAACCCAGAAAUACUUUGAAGUUCAUACACCCAUCCUUUAUUGGCUUUUACCAAUGUUGUGUGUAGUUUUUGUCGGAAUUUGGUCAAAGUACAUGUUUUGGAUGAAGCACAUGUUGAAGUUAAGUUCCGCCAUAUUGUAUUUAUUUCCUUGUCUUUGUCACAAACCUUUCAGGUCACAAAUUGACGAUGUGCAAACGUGCAGAAAUUAACGUUUUUAUACACAACAGCCACAAAAUAAGUAUUUCAUCGUGUAGCACACACACGACAUACACAGUUAGCAAGUAGUGCAUAAGAGAUUGAAUGACUGACAGGAGUCUUGACUCACUCCAUUCAUUCAGCUAUAGAACCAACACGCCCAGUUGUUGAUGCACAGGUUGAACCGUCUCUUUGGUAGAAAGAGAGGACAUAAACGCAACACAAACAUGUGUGCAUGAUAUAGUUUGAUUUUAUUCAUCGCGCUGUUAAUUGACCGACAUUCCGACUUAGGGCCUGUAUUCCAAUUCAAGCUUCACCGAUCCAGGAUGUCUUCUGUUUCCUGACUUGACCACCAAAGCUCUGACGUGUUGAGUCAGGAUUUUUUAAAAUAUUUUUGUGUGCCCAUGUAAAAAGGGGCGGGGUUAGCAGCAGGUCAUGAAUAUGAACCGACACUCAAGGAGGACAACCUAUGAUACAGUGGAACCUCGGUUAGCAUAUUUGUUGGUGUGAGAGAGACAGAUGCAGAAGACAGGUUGGAUGGAAGCCAUUGAUUCGCUGUGAGGGAAAAAACACAGAUUAAAAAAAAUGUACCCAAAAAUGUUGCCUACAUCUCCGCAGUCCAACUGUGUUGAUAGUUACGUAUACGUCAACUAUGUAGUUCUUUACUGACACAGUAAAACCCCAAGUCUCUGAGAUGUCUGUGAUCCAUUUGACUAAACAACAGAACAGAUAAUAGA
Messenger RNA from Doryrhamphus excisus (bluestripe pipefish), 3580 nucleotides. The record is from RefSeq and is a predicted model, not a curated record. NCBI's taxonomy places the organism in Eukaryota, Metazoa, Chordata, Actinopteri, Syngnathiformes, Syngnathidae.